AUGCAAGCCCGGUUACAGAGUCAGGAAGAGCAGAUCUGUCUUAUGAAACAGCAGGCUCCGUCAGGGAGUGAUGCACUUAUUAUGCCAUUUGUUGUGGCACUAGUUGUACAGACACCUGAGGUUGGGAACAGACCAUUCCUCGUAAUAGCUAAUGCACUCAUUAACUGUAGGAAUGGUCUCAUGAAAAUCUCUUUCGGGAACAUGACUCUAGAAGUGAAUGUUUUCCACAUCGGCAAACAACCACCUGACAACGAUGAGUGUUUCCAAUCCUAUCUGAUCGAUACACUUAUUUCGGAAGAGGUCGAAUCGAAAUACACAUCUAUUCCAACUGCAUGGAGUGCAAAAGAUAAACGUAAAUUUUUGGUCGAGGUUCGUAACUUUUAUUGGGACGACCCAUAUCUUUUCAAGUAUUGCUCCGACCAAAUUAUGAGACGUUGCAUUCCAGAUGAUGAAAUUUUUAGUGUUCUGAACUUUUGUCAUAAUGAAGCUUAUGGUGGUCAUUUUUCUAUGAAAAAGACUGCUGCAAAAAUCUUACAGUGUGGUCUUUAUUGGCCCACUUUGUUCAAAGACACUAACAAUUUCUGUCGAUCAUGUGAAAGGCGUCAAAAAUUAGGUGCCCUGUCCCGACAACAUAUGAUGCCAUUAAUCCCAAUUCUUGUAAUAGAAAUAUUCUAUUGUUGGGGGAUAGACUUUAUGGGACCAUUUCCAUCUUCUUUUGGCUACCUUUACAUUCUCCUCGCCAUAAACUAUGUCUCAAAAUGGGUGGAAGCUGUGCCUUGCCGAAAUAAUGAUAACACAACUGUUGUGAAAUUCUUAAAGGAAAAUGUGUUAUCUAGGUUUGGCACACCUCGCGCUAUCAUAAGUGAUCAAGGCACCCAUUUUUGCAACUAUUCUUUCGAGACGUUAAUGAAAAAAUAUGGUGUAAUUCAUAAGGUUGCAUUGCCUUAU
Humulus lupulus (European hop) is the source of this 948-nucleotide messenger RNA. RefSeq lists its product as uncharacterized. Gene Ontology annotation, biological process: DNA integration. The annotation marks the transcript as partial. Gene Ontology annotation, molecular function: nucleic acid binding. The record is from RefSeq and is a predicted model, not a curated record. NCBI's taxonomy places the organism in Eukaryota, Viridiplantae, Streptophyta, Magnoliopsida, Rosales, Cannabaceae. The transcript has 3 exons.